This is a messenger RNA of Cutaneotrichosporon oleaginosum, 3492 nucleotides long. RefSeq lists its product as uncharacterized. Lineage: Eukaryota; Fungi; Basidiomycota; Tremellomycetes; Trichosporonales; Trichosporonaceae. The record is from RefSeq and is a predicted model, not a curated record. Gene Ontology annotation, molecular function: RNA binding; protein binding. Gene Ontology annotation, cellular component: ribonucleoprotein complex.
AUCCAUCCCGCCUCACUCAUCUCAUCGCACCAUGGACGUGGACGAUACUAGCAACCAGGCGACUCCCCCCGACGCUGACACCGAUGCGGCCGUUGCCGAGCUCGGCAGCGUGAUCGAGCGACUGGGGAGCGAGCCCAACAACAUCGACCUUCUCCGACGACAGAUUGACCUGUUCUUGCAAGUCGGCAUGGUCGAUGAAGCUGUCGACGCAGCCAAGACGGCCUCGCAGCUCUCCUUCCUAGGCGAGGCGCUCUGGCGGCGCGUCCUCGACGCCAAGGUCACCUCCGUGAGCCCAGUGACAUUGGACGCGCUCGUCGACAUCCUCGACGUCUUCCAGACCGCGGAAGGCGAAUACCUCUCACCAUCUAUACUCACGCAGCAUGCGACUUUCCUCGUCAGCCUCGCCGAAGGCGCUGAAGGCGCGCAGAAGGGCGACGAGGAGGUGCGCGCGUACCUCCACGCCGAGACGCUGCGGGGCAUGCUCCGCGACCUUGCGGAGCGGUCUAGCGGCGUCCUGAACGCUACUGGGGUUUGGCAAGCGUGGAUAGACUGGGAGGUGUCGCUGCUCGAGCACCUGUCCGGCGCAGACAAGAAGGAGCAGAUCCGGCAUGUCGGGGACGUGUAUCUCGAGCGCCUCAAGACGCCGCAUACGGCUUGCAGCGAGACGGCGAGCGCUUACUCGACCUUCUGCAGCCAGUACUGUCCCGACGAGUACGAGGAUCGGCUGGUACAAGCGACGGCGGCGAGCCAGGACGCCAAGUGGAAGCUGGAGCGGGAGAAGCGGCACGGGCGGACGCGCGCCGACUUUGAGGAGCAGCUCGCCUUCACGGGCGAUGUCGGGCAGCAGGCACAGGUGUUGCUGGCGUACGUUGACUGGGAGACGGACCCCGCCGCCAAGCGCAACAAGAAGGGCAAGGGGCCGCAGCAGGAUGUCGGGCUGUGCCGCGCCGCGUUUGAGCGCUUGCUCGCCGUCUACGGAGACGCCGCCGCCUCAGCGACGGAUGCGGUGUUCGCUGCGGCGGACGUGCCGGAUAUGGCGCAGCAGAUGCGCGACACUGCGGCGGCGUACAAAGCGGCGGAGGCGUCUAUCUGGUGCCGCUACUAUGACUGGAUGGUUGAGAAUUCCAAAUCGAGCGAAGAAGACAGCCCCGCCGCCGAUGUCGCGGGACGCGCCGUGCGCGCAUGUCCGGGCAGUGGCGAGGUCUGGAACCGUCAGCUGACUGCGUUCGAGGAGUCGAACCAUAUCGCGGGUAUCGAUAAAGCUGUUGAGCGGGCGCAAGGCCUGAUCAUCGGCAACAAGCAGCCCGUGAGCUCUCUGGUGGAGCUCCUCGUCACCCACGCAGCGAUCUUGCAUAGGCGCUGCCGGGAACUCGAGGCCAAUGCCGAACACCCCGUUUUCCUCAACCUCGUGGCCGCCUCGGACACGCUACUGAAGGCGUAUCCUGACGGCGACUCCUCAUUGAGGUUGGAAAAGUUCACGAUCUCAUGGGCCGAGGCUGCGGCGGUUGAAUUGGUCCUGGACCUUAUCGCGCUCCUCAGCACGCCGGCCAAGUCGCGCGAUCCUUCCUACCAGUUUACUAUCCUGUGUGCCGACACGCAGGCGCGCUACGGUGACGUUGACGGUGCACGCGAGCGAUACAACAAGGCGAUCCAGCGGCCCGACCUCGACUGGCCAGAAGCCGUGUACGAAGCUUUCAUAACUUUCGAGAACGUACACGGCACGUUGGAAGCACUGCAGACAGCGAGGAAACAUAUUGCCACAGCGCAGAAGAAGCUCAACAGGCGGCGCGAACGCGAAGCACAGGCACAGCAGGCGGCGUAUGCACAACAGCAGCAGCAGCAGCAGGCUGAGGCUGCUGCUUCUCAGGCUGUUUCUGAGCCUGUGGCUGCACCGGCGCAACCCAUCGACGAGGCGAUGGUAGUUGACCCCGCGCCUUCGACGGUGGAGGCGCCGGCGGCCGCCACCGCACCUGUGGCUGAGGUUGCUGCUCCACAAGACGACAAGGCGGCCGGCGAGGUUCAGAUCAAGCGCGAUCGCGAAAACAGCACAGUACUUGUGACUGGCCUGGGCCCAGACACGGCCGUGGCACGUGUCCAGUCCUUCUUCGAGGAGUCGGGAGAGGUUCGCGAGUGCACCAUGACUGAGGAGGCGGGUGCAGCUAUGGUCGAGUUCGUGUCUGCGGAUACGGUGCCGGUAGCGUUGGCACGCGACGGCAAGAAGCUUGAUGGCCACGUUAUCCGUGUGUCGAUGCUCUGGCGCUGCACCCUAUGGGUAACCAACUUCCCCCGAUCAGCCGACAACGACAGCCUCAAGCAGCUCUUUGGACAGUACGGCAAGAUUCUUUCGAUCCGCUGGCCGAGCCGCAAGUAUGUUGACUCUCGCCGCUUCUGCUACAUCACCAUGGAGUCGCCGGCAGCUGCCCAGGAAGCUCUCGUUCUUCACAAGUUCCAGCCUGCAGGCGAGAGCUUCCCCAUGUCAGUCCUCAUCUCCGACCCAGCCAAGCGCACGAAGCGCACCGAUUACUCGGACUGCACCUUGUUUGUCGGUGGCCUGCAUCCGAAGUCGACAGAGGGCGAGGUGAGGCACCUGCUGGAGAAGUACGGCACAAUCGUUAGUGUCAAGGUUCCAUGGGACAAAGCCAAGAAUCAGGCGAAGGGGAUUGCCUUUGUCGAGAUGCAGAACAAGGAGCAGGCCGAGGCGGCUCUUCAGGUGAACGGCGCCUUGCACCGCGGUAAGCACCUCAAGGUGGUAAUCAGCGACCCACAGCACGCGGACAAAAGUCGAGGGAAGAUCAGCAGCACUCAGCAGGCGGCAGAGCGCCGCGAACGCACCGUGUACCUAUUUGACAUUCCGUCAGGGUCUCAAGAAGGCCUUCUGCAGCAGGAGCUGGAGAAGCACUACCCGGUACGGCGCGUCGAAAUGUUCGCAAAUAAAGGACAGGCGCGUGUCGAGCUCGAGUCCGCCAAGGACGCGGGUGCGCUCCUGCUUCGCUCUGAAAUCGUGUUUAACGGCGCCACGCUCCGCGUGCAAGAUCACCCGGAAUCAAAGGCUGCCCCCCCGAAGCCGGCCGCGGCGAUGGCCGCGUCCACCUCGAGGCCUGAGGCUGCGACGUCCUCGCUCUCUUUCGCGCCCCGCCCCCGCAAAGCGCACAAGGCGAUGGGCCAGGCGUACCGCCCACCCAAAGCGGCGGCGGCUACGGCCGCAGCCGCCCCGACUGGCGGGUCACAGGACGCCUUCCGGGCGUUCAUGAACACGACGAACGACGCGCGGAAGAAGGAGAACGAGGAGGCCAAGGCCAAGGCUGAAGCCGAGAAGGCGCAGCGCGAGGCAGAGCGCGCUGAGCGUGCCGAGGCCGACAGGAAGCGGGCGCUCGAGGACGGAGACGGAGAAGCGAGCGAGCCGAAGCGCCCGAAGAGAGAGGAGUAGGUAGUGUAUGCGACGUUGCAUUGGAUAGAGCAUGCUACAGUACCUAUGAAUAUUGCUGGCUGUAG